AUGUCUGCCCAGAACUCGGCGGGCAUCCAGACCCUGCUCGAUGUAGGACACCCCCUACUCUCUGCGAGGACACCCGUAUGGUUUGAUAGCUCACACCGCGAUUCGACAACAGGCCGAGAGGGAAGCUUCCAAGAUUGUCCAGAAGGGUACAUACGCUCUCCUCCAAACCCCAAUAGGCCUCCAGCUAACCAUCCUUUGCCUCCUACCACAGCUCGCGAGUGUACGUUCCCCGAUACCCCCCACCGAGUAGCAGUCCGGACGAAGCGCGUCAGGGAGGCCCGCGACGAGGCCAAGAAGGAGAUAGACGCCUACAAGGCGGAGAAGGAGGCCGAGUACAAGCAGUUCGAGUCCGAGCACACCCAAGGCAACAAGGCGGCCGAGGAGGAGGCCAACAAGGAGGCCGAGGCCAAGAUCAAGGAGAUCCGGGCCGCGGGCCAGAAGAACCAGGACAAGGUCGUGCAGGACCUACUCAAGGCCGUGUUCGAGGCCAAGCCCGAGCCGCCGUCCGAGGUGGCUGCGUGA
Messenger RNA from Thyridium curvatum, 522 nucleotides. RefSeq lists its product as uncharacterized. Gene Ontology annotation, cellular component: vacuolar proton-transporting V-type ATPase complex. Bases 1 to 522 code for a protein of 173 amino acids. Lineage: Eukaryota; Fungi; Ascomycota; Sordariomycetes; Thyridiales; Thyridiaceae. Gene Ontology annotation, biological process: proton transmembrane transport. The transcript has 4 exons. The record is from RefSeq and is a predicted model, not a curated record. Gene Ontology annotation, molecular function: proton-transporting ATPase activity, rotational mechanism.